This is a messenger RNA of Sander lucioperca (pikeperch), 1961 nucleotides long. It is a transcript of the gene apex2, whose product is annotated as APEX nuclease (apurinic/apyrimidinic endonuclease) 2. Gene Ontology annotation, biological process: base-excision repair. Lineage: Eukaryota; Metazoa; Chordata; Actinopteri; Perciformes; Percidae. Gene Ontology annotation, molecular function: double-stranded DNA 3'-5' DNA exonuclease activity; DNA-(apurinic or apyrimidinic site) endonuclease activity; DNA binding. Gene Ontology annotation, cellular component: nucleus. The transcript is spliced from 6 exons. The coding region runs from base 39 to 1787 and encodes 582 amino acids. The record is from RefSeq and is a predicted model, not a curated record.
GUCAAACAACGUUAGUUUACCCUCCAUGGUUUUACACAAUGAAGAUCGUUACCUGGAACAUAAAUGGCAUAAGGACUUUCAGAGGCGGCAUUAAAAAUGCUCUUGAUUCACUGGACGCAGAUAUUAUCUGUGUUCAAGAGACAAAAGUGACAAGAGACUUGCUUGAUGAAAGAACUGCCAUUGUUGACGGCUACAACUCUUAUUUCAGCUUCAGUCGAGGACGCAGCGGCUAUUCAGGGGUUGCCACUUACUGUAAAGACAGUGCCACUCCAUUUGCUGCUGAGGAGGGUCUCACGGGUCUGCUAACCAACCAUGAAGGGGCUGUUGGGUGCUAUGGUGACCAGACUGAGUUCUGUAGCGAGGAGCUGCAGCUUUUGGACAACGAAGGACGGGCUGUUAUCACACAGCACAGAAUCAUGUGUCAGGACAAAGAGCAAACUAUUACUGUAAUCAAUGUAUACUGUCCACGGGCUGACCCUGAAAAGCCGGAGCGAAAGCAGUUCAAACUGCAGUUCUACAAGUUGCUUCAGAGUCGGGCUGAAGCUAUACUGAAAGAUGGGAGCCAUGUGAUUGUUUUAGGAGAUGUAAAUACAUCUCACCGGCAAAUAGACCACUGUGACCCCAGUGAUAUUGAUGAUUUUGGUGAAAACCCGGGGAGGAAAUGGCUGAAUGGCUUUUUGCACAGUGGCAGACGAGAGUCAGAGGAAAUGAAUGAGCAGGAACCUGGUGAAGAAUUUGAGGUAUCCUCAACAGAUCCCAUCCACAGUGGAAAAUUUGUGGAUACCUUCCGCUAUUUCCACCCAACUCGCACCAGCGCCUUCACAUGCUGGUCCACUCUCACUGGAGCGCGGCAGACCAACUAUGGCACACGCAUUGACUACAUAUUCGCUGAUUGCCAGCUAGCCAAGGAGCAGUUUGUGGCAGCAGACAUCAGGCCAGAGGUGGAGGGGUCGGACCACUGCCCUGUGUGGGGGCAACUGAGCUGCUCUCUCCUGCCCAGCUCCAAGCCUCCCCCCCUCUGUACACGCUACCUGCCAGAGUUCGCUGGCAAGCAGCAGAAACUCUCCCGCUUCCUUGUUAAGGUGGACCAAAAAUCUAUUCAGCCUGAGCAGAGGGAUGCAUUACCUGGAUCUCAAGAAGAGGAGGAAAGGAGGGAGAAUUUAAACCCUUCCAGUGCUGGGAUCGUCUUUGGUAAAAAACGGUUAUUAACAUCAGACUGUGUUGUCCCAAAGGGGAAAAAGACUAAGACAGUCAAGACCUCUUCAAAGCCGCAGGGCAGUCUCCUUUCCUUUUUCAAACCCAAACUCACAAAUGUCGUUCCCUCUCCUGAAGCCUCUGUCAGGCAGUGUGAAAAAACCCUCAGCGUGGAUAAAGGUACCUCAUCACAGAACUCUCAAAAAGCAUCCACAACUAGCGAGAUCAGAAGCAGCGUACCUGUAGAUACUGAGCCGGUCUAUGGUUCACAACAGCAGUGCAGCAGCGGUAGCACCACAGAGGAAAGUGACAAACCGAUGAAGACACACACAACACAUUUAACCCCACAGCCCUCUGUGGGAUGCUCAGAUACCAAGAAAGGGGCAUCGUUAGUGUUUUGGAAGUCGGUGCUUUGUGGACCUCCCCCACCACCCCCCUGUAAGGUCCACGGGGAACCCUGUGUACUUCGUACUGUGAAAAAGGAGGGUCCAAACAUGGGCAAACAGUUCUUUGUGUGUGCCCGUCCUCAGGGACAUGCCUCCAACCCUGAAGCUCGGUGUAAUUUCUUUGCGUGGGUCGACAAGGAGAAGUGACAUGUUCACUGUCUGGACCACAAGUUGUUUUUUCCUGACUCAUCAUUAAAACCUCUAGCUCAAACAAGUAUUGUAAGACUACUACAGAGAUCAGAUAAUUUCACAGAUUUUAAUUGUUGACUAUGUGUUUUUUUUCUCUGCUAACAUUUAAUAUUAAAAGACAGUAGUUUUCUA